This is a messenger RNA of Durusdinium trenchii, 1512 nucleotides long. Lineage: Eukaryota; Dinophyceae; Suessiales; Symbiodiniaceae. The record is from the annotation of a GenBank genome assembly.
AGCGCCCUUUUCCCAACUCAAAGCCUUCGACGUCCAAUCCUUUCGCCUCUCACUUCCGAACCAUGCGCGAGCUGGUGCACGUUCAGGGAGGCCAAUGUGGAAACCAGAUCGGUGCAAAGUUCUGGGAAGUGAUUGCCGAUGAGCAUGGUAUCGAUCCCACAGGUACCUACCAUGGGGAUAGCGAUUUGCAACUCGAGCGCAUCAACGUGUACUUCAACGAAGCCACCGGUGGUCGCUACGUGCCCCGCGCCGUGUUGAUGGACCUGGAGCCGGGUACUAUGGACAGCGUCCGCGCGGGGCCCUUCGGACAGCUCUUCCGGCCGGACAACUUCGUCUUCGGGCAGACUGGAGCAGGCAACAACUGGGCCAAAGGACACUACACUGAGGGGGCCGAACUCAUUGAUAGUGUUUUGGAUGUCGUGCGCAAGGAGGCCGAGGGAUGCGAUUGCCUCCAGGGGUUUCAGCUUUGCCAUUCCUUAGGAGGAGGCACCGGUGCGGGCAUGGGCACGCUUUUGAUCUCCAAGGUGCGCGAGGAAUAUCCAGAUCGCAUCAUGGAGACGUUCUCUGUGAUCCCAUCGCCCAAGGUCUCAGACACCGUGGUGGAGCCAUAUAAUGCAGUCUUGAGCUUUCACCAGCUGGUGGAGAACUCUGAUGAGUCCUUCCUUUUGGACAACGAGGCCUUGUACGAUAUUUGCUUCCGCACCUUGAAGCUGACCACCCCGACCUAUGGAGACCUGAACCACUUGGUCUCGGCGGCCAUGAGCGGCGUCACCUGUGGCCUGCGCUUCCCCGGGCAGCUGAACUGCGACCUUCGGAAGAUCGCGGUGAAUUUGGUGCCCUUCCCCCGGCUGCACUUCUUCAUGACGGGAUUUGCGCCCUUGACCUCCCGGGGAUCUCAGCAGUACCGUGCACUCACCGUGCCAGAGCUCACCCAGCAAAUGUUCGACGCGAAGAACAUGAUGUGCGCGGCGGAUCCUCGUCACGGCCGUUACCUCACCGCUGCUGCCCUUUUCCGAGGGCGUAUGUCGACCAAGGAGGUCGAUGAGCAGAUGUUGAACGUGCAGAACAAGAACUCCUCCUACUUCGUGGAGUGGAUUCCCAACAACAUCAAGGCUUCAGUCUGUGACAUUCCUCCCAAAGGAUUGAAGAUGGCCGUGGCCUUUGCUGGGAAUUCCACCGCGAUUCAGGAGAUGUUCAAGCGAGUGGCCGAAUACUUCACUGCCAUGUUUCGUCGUAAGGCGUUCCUGCACUGGUACACUGGUGAAGGUAUGGAUGAGAUGGAGUUUACCGAAGCGGAGUCCAACAUGAACGACCUGGUCUCUGAGUACCAGCAGUACCAAGAUGCAACUGCCGAGGAGGAGGGCGAAUUCGAUGAGGAAGAGGGCGAAUACGACGGCUGAGCCUCCCGAAGGAGGACGCUGACGCUGAGCAUCGCGUUUGGCCGUUCAAACGCGCCAGAUCCUCAGGUGGUGCGGCUUGUCUUUUUUGCUGUUUUUUUUUUAAGUUGUCGGC